AAGUUUACCUCAGAUUGUAGUUGACUAGAAAAAGCUAACAAUGGUGUAUGAUUUAGCCUUCUUCUGCACAUCUUUGGCAGUUGGGAUUUUAACACUUUAUAGCAUACUAAAGAGAGCAAAUGGGUGGUAUUAUACAAUCAAAUUUAGUUCAAAGAAAUGUCACAUCCCUCCUGGUGAUAUGGGCUGGCCAUAUGUUGGCAACACACUUUUUUACUUCACAAGUUCCCUAAGUGGUGGUCCAGACUCAUUCUUAUCUUACUUUUUAACUAGGUUUGGCCCGGGAGGAAUGUACAAGGGAUACAUAUUUGGGAAGCCAAGUAUUAUUGUCACAAAGCCCGAAAUAACUAGGAAAAUCUUGAUGGAUGAAGAAAAUCUUGAUAGAGGUAUGCCUAAUUAUAUGAAAAAGCUAGUGGGAAUAACAACUUCAAUCGAAGAAGACAAGCGUAUUCGUCGAUUAACAGCUUCAAUAAAAAGCCACGGAUUUUUAUCCGACACCUAUUUUGAUUUUAUGAAUGAAGUUGUGAAAACAUCGUUCGAGAAAUGGGCUGCCAUGGAAGAGCCCAUUGAGUUCUUAUCUGAGAUGAAAAAGCCUACAUUUGAGGUGUUUAUGAGAAUUCUUGUAGGUGGUGAGGUUGAUCAAGAAUUAUUUGAUGCUGUGUUCAAGGAGAAUAAUUGCAUAAUUAGUGGUGUUUGCAGCUUGCCCAUUAAUAUCCCCGGAUUUGCUUACAACAGGGCAAUCAAGGCUCGAAGAGCAAUAGCUAAGAUACUUCAACAGAUACUGGUAGAAAGAAGAAAAGCCAUGAUAGCAAAGGAUUAUAAAGCAAUGCCAAAGUCCAAUAUAAUUGAUAUGUUGCUAGAUGAUGAUGAUGAUGAUGAAGGCAAAGGAUUAAGUGAUGCGAAGAUCAUUAGGAUGCUAGUGUUGUUUUCAUUUGCUGGUUAUGAACCUGUUGCUCUGAUGGCUACAAAGGCAAUUAUGUUUUUGGAAAAACAUCCCGAGUUCUUACAGAAAGCAAAAGAGGAGCAAGAGGAUAUAGUUAAGAGAAGAUCAUCUUCAAAUGUUGGCCUUAGUUUUGACGAGAUUAGGCAAAUGAAGUAUCUUAGUAAGGUAAUUAAUGAAACACUGCGUAUUGCUAGCAACCAGACAGUAUUCCUUAAAGACACAAAUACUCCUUAUAACAUAAAUGGGUACACCAUACCCAAGGGAUGGAAGUUUUUUGCAUUGGCAUGGACUAUUCAUAUGGAUCCUGAUAUUUAUGUUAAACCUGAGGAAUUUAAUCCUUCAAGAUGGGAUGAUCUUGAAACUAAGCCAGGCUCCUUUCUUCCUUUUUCAAUGGGCCCCAGAGCGUGCCCAGGAUCCAAUUUGGCCAGGCUUGAGAUUUCAGUAAUUCUUCAUUACUUUCUUCUUUACUACAGGCUUGAGCAGGUUAAUCCAGAGAUUAAAACUUAUCCUCCUGAAAAUUGUCUUGUGAGAUUUAAGGAGCUCUCAGUCAAGUGAGAUUGUAAUUAAUUUCAAUCUUCAACUCA
This is a messenger RNA of Lycium ferocissimum, 1524 nucleotides long. Its product is annotated as beta-amyrin 11-oxidase-like. Gene Ontology annotation, biological process: sterol metabolic process; brassinosteroid biosynthetic process; multicellular organism development. Gene Ontology annotation, cellular component: endoplasmic reticulum. Bases 41 to 1495 code for a protein of 484 amino acids. The record is from RefSeq and is a predicted model, not a curated record. Gene Ontology annotation, molecular function: ent-kaurenoic acid monooxygenase activity; iron ion binding; heme binding. The transcript has 8 exons. NCBI's taxonomy places the organism in Eukaryota, Viridiplantae, Streptophyta, Magnoliopsida, Solanales, Solanaceae.